AUGAUCGGCCGCAGCAACAAGCAGUACGCGGCGCUGCCGACCGAUGACGUACAGGGCGAUGACGCUCCGGCCCCCAGAUCUUCGGUGGAGUCCACCGUCUCGCAACAGACCUUACCAUACCCGGUAGUCAGUGAGAAGCCAAAGCCAACCUCACUUCCAACCUUCGUCUAUGUCGCAAUAUGGAUCAUUCUGAGCUCGAGCAUCAUCCUCUUUAAUAAGUGGAUAUUGCAUUCACUCAAAUUCCCUUUCCCUCUCUUCUUAACCACUUGGCACAUGGUCUUCGCAUCCAUCAUGACGCAGAUCUUAGCCCACGCCACGAGAAUACUGGACUCUCGGCACAAGGUGUCUAUGAACCGCACUUUCUACCUCAAGACCAUCGUCCCCAUCGCCAUCGUCUACUCCGUCUCCCUCAUCUGCGGCAACAUGGCCUACCUAUUCCUCAGUGUCUCCUUCAUCCAAAUGAUGAAGUCCACCAACGCCGCCGCCACCCUCCUCGCAACCUGGGCCUUCCGCCUCGCGCCCCCGAACCUGCGCCAACUCGCCAACGUCUCCGUCAUCGUCUUCGGCGUCACCCUCGCGACCUUCGGCGCCGCCGACUUCUCCAUGUUCGGCUUCACGCUGCAAGCCUGCUCCAUCAUCUUCGAAGCAACACGGCUCGUCCUCGUGCAGCGCCUACUCAACUCCGCAGACCAAAAAAUGGACCCGCUCGUCUCACUCUACUACUUCGCGCCGGCGUGCGCCGUGCUGAACGGCUUGACGACGCUGCUCGUCGAGGCGCCGACGAUGCGGUGGGGGGAGGAUUUCGCGCACCUGGGCGCGCUGACGCUGCUGGCGAACGGCGCGGUGGCGUUUGCGCUGAACGUGGCGGCGGUGAUGCUGAUCGGGCAGACGUCGGCGGUGGUGUUGACGCUGUGCGGCGUGCUGAAGGACGUAUCGCUCGUCAUGGCGUCGAUGGUGCUGUUUCGGGAUCCGGUGACGGUCACGCAGGCGGGCGGUUACUCGGUCGCGCUGGGUGGGUUGGUGUAUUACAAGCUGGGGUUGGAUAAGAUCAAGGAGGGCUGUGGGAAGCUGCGGGAUACGUGGCAGGGGUCGUGUGAGGAGCAUGGAGAAGAACUGACGGUGUCGAUGGCGGCGGCUAUGGCUACGGCGCUCGCGAUGCUGUUUUUCGGGACUUAUGUGGCUUUUCAGUUCUCUUUUUGA
Messenger RNA from Lasiodiplodia theobromae, 1200 nucleotides. RefSeq lists its product as uncharacterized. The record is from RefSeq and is a predicted model, not a curated record. Gene Ontology annotation, cellular component: trans-Golgi network; Golgi apparatus; endosome. NCBI's taxonomy places the organism in Eukaryota, Fungi, Ascomycota, Dothideomycetes, Botryosphaeriales, Botryosphaeriaceae. Gene Ontology annotation, molecular function: antiporter activity. Bases 1 to 1200 code for a protein of 399 amino acids. The transcript is spliced from 4 exons.